Onychomys torridus (southern grasshopper mouse) is the source of this 2153-nucleotide messenger RNA. It is a transcript of the gene Hgfac, whose product is annotated as HGF activator. Gene Ontology annotation, cellular component: rough endoplasmic reticulum; extracellular region. Gene Ontology annotation, molecular function: serine-type endopeptidase activity. NCBI's taxonomy places the organism in Eukaryota, Metazoa, Chordata, Mammalia, Rodentia, Cricetidae. The record is from RefSeq and is a predicted model, not a curated record. Bases 83 to 2041 code for a protein of 652 amino acids. Gene Ontology annotation, biological process: zymogen activation; blood coagulation. The transcript has 14 exons.
UGUAGCCUUGACCCCACCUGCCCUGGCCACGUUCCCUGGCUACUCCGCUCCUGCUGCCCUUUACGCCAGCUCAGGAGGAGCCAUGGGGCAGUGGGCCUGGGUUCCUAGCCCCUGUCCCUUACCCAGGCCAUGUCCCUUCCUGCUGCUCCUGCUGCUGCUGGUGGUGCCUCGGGGGGCCCAGCCCCAGGCUGGCAGGAACCACACAGAGUCCCCAGGACCUAAUGUCACAGCCACCCCUGUGACUCCCAUGAUCCCUGUGACCUCUGGGACUGUCAAUACCUCAGUAGCAAGUGCUCCAGAGACAGAGACUGAGGGACCCCGAGGUGGGAGGCUCCUCCCUCCUUCCAGCAGCCCCCCUGGGGACCAAGUGCUCACCGAGUCCGGGCAGCCAUGCAGGUUUCCUUUUCGUUAUGGGGGCCGAAUGCUGUACUCCUGUACCUCAGAGGGAAGUGCCUACCGAAAGUGGUGUGCUACUACACACAACUAUGACCGGGACCGAGCCUGGGGCUACUGUGCAGAGGCCACCCUGCCUGUGGAAGGCCCAGCUGUCCUUGAUCCUUGUGCCUCUGGGCCCUGCCUCAAUGGGGGCACAUGUUCCAGUACCCAUGACCAUGUGUCCUACCACUGUGCAUGCACUCCGGCCUUCACCGGCAAGGACUGUGGCACAGAGAAAUGCUUUGAUGAAACGCGCUAUGAGUAUUUUGAAGUGGGCGACCACUGGGCCCGUGUGAGCAGGGCACAGGUGGAGCAGUGCAGCUGUAUCGAGGGCCAGACCCGGUGUGAAGGCACCCACCACACAGCUUGCCUGAGCAGUCCAUGUCUGAACGGAGGCACCUGCCACCUGAUUGUGGGCACAGGGACCAGCAUCUGCGCCUGCCCACUGGGCUAUGCUGGGCGGUUCUGCAACAUUGUUCCUGCCGAGCUCUGCAUCCUGGGAAAUGGUACAGAGUACCGUGGUGUGGCCAGCACUACUGCCUCAGGCCUGAGCUGCCUGGCCUGGAACUCUGACCUGCUCUACCAGGAGCUGGAUGUGGAUUCAGUGGGUGCUGCUGCCCUGCUCGGCCUGGGUCCUCAUGCUUACUGUCGGAACCCAGACAAAGACGAGAGGCCUUGGUGCUAUGUGGUGAAGGACAAUGCGCUGUCGUGGGAGUAUUGCCAACUGGCAGCCUGUGAAUCCCUGGUCAGAGUCCAGUCCCAACCCCAAGAGGUCCUGGUGGCCCUGGCUGAGUCAGCCCCAACUGCCCGUCCGACCUGUGGCAAGAGGCACAAGAAGAGGACCUUCUUGAGACCACGCAUCAUCGGUGGCUCAUCAUCUUUGCCUGGCUCACACCCCUGGCUGGCCGCCAUCUACAUUGGGAACAGCUUCUGUGCUGGGAGCCUUGUCCACACCUGCUGGGUAGUGUCUGCCGCCCACUGCUUCUCCAACAGUCCCCCCAGGGACAGCAUCACAGUGGUGCUGGGUCAGCACUUCUUCAACCGCACAACGGAUGUGACACAGACAUUUGGCAUUGAGAAGUAUGUGCCCUACUCCCUGUAUUCGGUGUUCAACCCCAGCGACCAUGACCUUGUCUUGAUUCGGCUGAAGAAGAAGGGGGACCGCUGUGCCGUCCGCUCCCAGUUUGUUCAGCCCAUCUGCCUGCCUGAGGCGGGCAGCUCCUUCCCUACCGGACACAAGUGUCAGAUUGCAGGCUGGGGCCACAUGGACGAGAAUGUGAGUGACUAUUCCAGCUCCCUGCGCGAGGCACUGGUGCCCCUUGUGGCGGACCACAAGUGUAGCAGCCCUGAGGUGUAUGGUGCCGACAUCAGCCCCAACAUGCUCUGUGCUGGCUACUUCGAUUGCAAGUCUGAUGCCUGCCAGGGGGACUCAGGUGGGCCCUUGGCCUGUGAGAAGAACGGUGUGGCUUACCUGUAUGGCAUCAUCAGCUGGGGUGACGGCUGUGGGCGACUCAACAAGCCAGGAGUCUACACUCGUGUGUCCAAUUAUGUGGACUGGAUCAAUGAUCGCAUUCGACCACCCAGGCGACCAGCAGCUGCCUCCUGAGACCCCUGGCAGCGGGAUUGUCCACGAUUCCCUAUCUACUACAACAAUAAAAAUGUUUCCAAGGACCUGGCUUCACAGUGGCACUGCCUCCAGCUGGGCAGCUCUUUGUGUC